Molecule: messenger RNA, 2830 nt
Organism: Scomber japonicus (chub mackerel)
Lineage: Eukaryota; Metazoa; Chordata; Actinopteri; Scombriformes; Scombridae
Gene: cog2
Product: component of oligomeric golgi complex 2
Exons: 18
Coding region: 69-2258 (729 amino acids)
Biological process (GO): Golgi organization; intra-Golgi vesicle-mediated transport; protein transport
Cellular component (GO): membrane; COG complex
Source: RefSeq, a predicted model, not a curated record
CAGCUAGCUGGAGGUGGCUUGUGUCAUUUAUCGCUGUGGAUGUUGUAGCCACGUCUAAAAAAAUCAACAUGAAUUUACCAAAGGGACCAGACUCUCUGUGCUUCGACAAAGAUGUUUUUAUGAAGGAUGACUUUGACGUUGACCAGUUUGUGGCGGAGUGUCGGAAACAGGUCCAGCUGGAGGAGAUGAGAGAGGACCUGGAGCUCUACUACAAGCUGUUGAAAACAGCCAUGGUGGAGCUCAUCAACAAGGACUAUGCAGACUUCGUUAACCUCUCCACCAACCUGGUGGGGAUGGACAAAGCCCUCAAUCAGCUCUCUGUGCCACUGGGACAGUUACGAGAGGAGGUUAUGAGCCUGCGGUCCUGCGUGAGUGAGGUCAUUCAGUCCAUAGACAACCAGUUGUCCAAACAGGAGGAUCUGCAGAAAAAAAAGGUAUGUGUAUUGAGGCUGAUCCAAGUGGUGCGUUCAGUGGAGAAGAUUGAGAAAAUCCUCCACUCACAGAACUCCAAGGAAUCCAACUCUCUGGAAAUCAGCAGCCCCUUGUUAGCAGGUCAGAUCCUGGAGAGGAUAGCUACUGAAUUCAACCAGCUGCAGUUCCAUGCUGUACAGAGCAAAGGCAUGCCCCUUCUGGACAAAGUCAGACCUCGUAUCGCAGGUAUAACCUCCAUGCUGCAGCAGUCUCUGGAGGGUCUCCUGAUCGAGGGGCUGCAGACAUCCAACGUGGUCAUGGUGCGUCACUGCCUUAGGACGUACGCCACCAUUGACAAAACUCGAGAUGCUGAGGCCCUGGUAGGACAGGUGCUGGUCAAGCCAUACAUGGACCAGGUGUUAGUGGAAGAGGUGGUGAAGUCCAAUCCAAACGGUCUCCAGCUGAUGUAUUCUCGACUGUUGGAGUUUGUUCCUCAUCACUGUAGACUCCUCAGAGAGGUGACUGGAGGAGCGAUAUCCAGUGACAAAGCUGACAUAGUGCCGGGCUAUGAUUUCCUGGUGAAUUCUGUGUGGCCGGAGAUAAUCAAAGGAAUAGAGGAGAGGUUGCCUUACCUCUUCAACCCCGGAAACCCCGACAUAUUCUAUGAGCGUUACAGCUUGAGUAUGGAUUUUGUGCGAAGGUUUGAGCGGCAGUGCAGCUCGCAGGCCAGUGUGAAGAGGCUGAGAGUGCAUCCUUCAUACACCAGCUUCCACAACAAAUGGAACCUGCCUGUCUACUUUCAACUACGGUACAAGGAAAUAGCUGGAAGUCUGGAGAACGCCAUAAGUGACGGAUUGGAGGCAGCACCAGCUGGCAGUGCCUAUCACCUGCAGGUGUCUGUGGUGUUGUGGUCCUGCCUAGUGAAGUGUUGGUCAGAUAAAGUCUACCUAUCACCUCUGGCUCAUCGCUUCUGGAAGCUCACACUGCAGCUCUACUCACGAUAUGCCAAGUUUCUUGACGAGGUGUUAACUAAAACUCCAGCCACUGAGGUGACCAAAGAGCCCAGCAGGCCUCUACCGAGCUCAGCCUCAUCCACCUCUAGCCGAACGUCAAUGGAUGAGGCCGGCAGCGAGAGCGGGAGUCCCACCUCCCUGUCCACCAAACAGCUGGUCUACAUUGCAGCAGACAUCCAAAAACUACAGGAACAGAUACCAGAGUUGUCAGAGAUGGUCAGACAGCGGUUAGAAGCCGUCGGAUUCAAAAACGUUGGCGUUGUGGAAGAUGCUCUGGAGGACUCCAAGUCUUGCCUGUCAAGUAGCAUUCCCACUCUCAACAGUAGGAUGACCCAGCAUCUGACUGAACGCUGCUGUCGCUUCCUGAAGAGCGCCUCUGAGGUUCCACGACUCUACCGCAGGACGAAUAAGGAUCUGCCAGUACGUGCGUCAGCGUACAUGGACAACGCCUUACGUCCGUUACAUCAGGUGUUGACUGACUCGACGGGGCUGGUGACUCCCUCCACAGCACAGGAGUGGCUGCGAGUUGCACUUUCUGACUGCACACAGAGGUACUAUGAGACCAUCUCUGAGGUGCUGAGCUCAGUGAGGAAGAUGGAGGAGAGUUUGAAGCGACUGAAGCAAGCCAGGAAGGGCGCGAGCACGACUACCACAGCAGGAGCGAACGGAGGACCCACAGACGACAGCAAGAUCCGCCUCCAGCUGGCACUCGAUGUGGAGUACCUCGGGGAACAGAUCCAGAAGAUGGGUCUUCAGCCAACUGACAUCUCUAUGUUCGCCACUCUAAUGGACCUGGUGAAAGAGGCCCGAGAGCUCGCUGAACAGAACCAGUAGACUCUGGCUGACUCCAUAGUAACUGAAACCCAUUAACAUGCUGCGUUCAUCCCUGCAUUUCUCCAAGAUGUGUGAAGGAGGAAAAAACAGACUGAAGUCAGCGUUAGAGUUAUGCUGAUUUGACCACAAUGAAAGAAGGUCAAGUUUGGACACUACUGAAAUCUGUCUGAUCAAUGUUAAAUUGUUGGAAACACAGCAGAGAAAGGGUUGUCUGUCUUUGAGACUGGAUUAUCAUUGGAUGUACUGUGGGGAAUGUUAAUAAAAGGGAUUUUUUCGUGGUAUCAUGUUCAUGAAAUGUCCACAUAAUAAUCAAUGCUGGCUGCUGGUGAUAUGCACUGCUCUAUGCAAACUAAUGUACUGAUCUUGUGUUGGGCCAGAAUGCUGCAUUACAAUAGUUUCAAGUCUAAGUUGUGAGGAGACGAUGUCAGUCAAACAAUAUUUGUUUGUUUUCUGCUACGUGGUGAAGGAUUAAUCAUAUAUAAAGAAGUCUGUCAGUGUGUGACAUGUACAUUUUAUGUUGAAAUCAAAUUUGUAUAAUAUAAUAUGUUUGGCAUAAAAUAAGGAACUUUGAA